AUGAAAGGUCGUAGAUCUAGACGCCAUCGACACCCUCCUGACCCGCCAAAUGACCGGCGGUUCCUUGACCUGGCGUGCAUUUCCGCAAUUCUAGAACCAGCCACCUCCACAGGACCCCCUCAAGAGAAUAUUGGAUGCUGCGAAGUCGUCGGUGGUCGGUCCUGCCCUUGCCACUUGCGAGAAGCACUUGCAGGCUUCGAUAUCUUAUCUCUCCUCACCGACCUUGCACGUCUCCUCCAGAAACAUGGACCUUAUGAGAAAAGUAAGCUGGGUUUCGAGGCAAUUAAUGUAUUCACCCAUCCAUUCUGUAUCCUCAUCAUUGACUCCCAUAGCCUCGAGGGUCUUCCAUUCGCGAACGAAUCGUUCGAUUUCGUACACAUCAAGCGUAUCGCUCGAGGCGUACCGGAAGACCAUGCGCAAACUUCAACUACCCCUCCAACGACCAGUACGACUCCAACAAUGACCUCCAUGACAUCUGUCGCAACUACAGUACCCAUCACCAUCAUGUUUGUCCCUUCCAAAAGCACCGUGCUUCUGCACUCUCCUUGGGAUCGCAUCCGCAUGCGUGUAGGACCUACUACUUCCCCUUGUCGCAGUCCUCCAGUCGUCGAGGUUCCUGCAUUAGAUGACAACAAGCCGAGUAUUGUUGCGAGCAUUCUGGAAAAUUUUGUCAUCCCACCCUUCCCCAUUGACUGGGAACUUAGCGCGCUAGGAGUCAUGACCGCGGUGGAUCUUACUGCUCACUUGGCAUGCGGCUCUUUUCAGAGGCGUGAAGCAGAUUCGUCUUACGCCCCAUCGGAAUCAGAGGAGGAUCAUAGCUCCGUGGCUAGGGUAGAUGACUCCAAUCCUCAACCUGCCAGUGCGAGCACCCUCAAAGAGUCCUCGCAUUCCCUCCCAUCACGUGUUCAGAACGAUUAUGGUGGGUUCCACCGUGACACCCGCGGCGAGUACCAGCAGCGCACCGUUGAAGACUGCCGCGGCCAGCAAGUCUAA
This is a messenger RNA of Suillus fuscotomentosus, 993 nucleotides long. RefSeq lists its product as uncharacterized. The transcript has 4 exons. Bases 1 to 993 code for a protein of 330 amino acids. Lineage: Eukaryota; Fungi; Basidiomycota; Agaricomycetes; Boletales; Suillaceae. The record is from RefSeq and is a predicted model, not a curated record.